Molecule: messenger RNA, 1926 nt
Organism: Penicillium arizonense
Lineage: Eukaryota; Fungi; Ascomycota; Eurotiomycetes; Eurotiales; Aspergillaceae
Product: SLC26/SulP family anion transporter
Exons: 2
Coding region: 1-1926 (641 amino acids)
Biological process (GO): transmembrane transport
Cellular component (GO): membrane
Molecular function (GO): sulfate transmembrane transporter activity
Source: RefSeq, a predicted model, not a curated record
AUGGGUGUGUUGAUCUAUUGGUUCUUUGCAACAUCCAAAGAUAUUACCAUAGGGCCCGUCGCUGUGACGUCUACAGUUGUUGGCAGCAUUAUACUUGAUGUUCAAAGCAUCUACCCAGACAUUCCUGGUCCACAAAUUGCCCUUUCAAUCGCCAUAAUCUCUGGGAGUAUCAUCGUAUUUAUGGGUCUCGCGCGACUUGGCUUUAUUGUUGAUUUUAUUCCCCUUCCAGCAAUUACAGCAUUCAUGGUUGGCUCUUCUAUAACAAUCUGUUCCGGGCAGGUCAAGGGGCUACUUGGCGAAACAGCCAGCUUCAGUACCAAUGCACCGGCAUACCAAAUCAUCAUUGACACGCUCAAGUCCCUACCCACGGCGCAGGGAUACGAUGCCGCUAUGGGUGUCACCGCAUUAUUCACUCUAUAUGCUCUCCGCGGAGCCUGCAAUUACGGUGCUCGCAAGCACCAACGCUUUUCCAAGCUCUUCUUCUUCCUAGGUGCUCUACGGACCGUAUUUGUCAUUGUUUUCUUCGCUGUGAUCAGCUUUGCGGUCAAUUUCCAUCGCCAUGCCAAUCCUGCUUUUGCUUUAGUAGGAAAUGUGCCUCGAGGCUUCGAACAUGCCGGUGUCCCAGUACUUACAGGAGACGUUAUCAAGCUCUUUCUCCCUAAGCUCCCAGCUUGUGUGAUCGUGCUACUCAUUGAGCAUAUUGCAGUCUCCAAAUCCUUUGGACGAGUCAACAACUACACAAUUGAUCCCUCGCAAGAACUCAUUGCUAUCGGUGUCACGAAUCUUCUAGGCCCUUUCGUCGGUGCCUACCCAGCAACAGGAGCUUUCUCUCGCUCCGCAAUUCAAGCAAAAUCCGGCGCCCGAUCUCCGUUUGCUGGCAUCAUAACUGCCUGUGUGGUUUUGAUUGCCAUGUAUGCAUUGACUCCUGGACUAUAUUAUAUUCCCAAAGCAUCAUUGUCAGGAGUGAUCAUCCACGCAGUGGGAGACCUAAUCGUGCCCCCGAACACGAUCUACCAAUUUUGGCUUAUCUCACCAUUGGACGCCGUGAUUUUUGCUGUCGGCCUAAUUGUUGCGAUUGUGAGCACGAUCCCAAACAGCAUCUACGCAACGGUUUGCGUCUCAGUAGCAGUCCUCCUAUUCCGCCACGCAAAAGCCCCAGGACACUUCCUAGGACAAACCUGGGUCAACGACAAAGACGCCCAACGCCCUCUUUUUCUCCCUCUCGACGAGGCAGAUGCAAAUCCAGCUAUCAAAUUCGAGAAUCCUCGACCAGGUGUCUUUCUCUACCGUUUUUCCGAAGGCUUCAACUACCCCAAUGCGAAUCACUAUUCCGACGCCCUAGUUCAAAUGAUAUCGAAGAGCACCCGCCAAACAAAUGUAGAGGUUUAUGCAAAGAAGGGAGACCGUCCAUGGAAUGACCCGGUCUCCUCCAAUACAGAUGAUCUGCAUCUACCCAUUCUCCGGGCAAUCAUUCUUGACUUCUCGGCUGUCAAUAAUGUGGAUGUGACAUGUGUACAGAAUCUGAUGGAUGUGCGCAAACAGUUGGAUCGUCGCUCUGUGCCUGUCGCUGUACAGUGGCAUUUUGCUAAUAUCAAGAAUCGGUGGACAAAGCGUGCACUUUGCGCUGCCGGUUUUGGGUCUUCGCCCUCAACGGGAAACCAGGAGAUGGCUUCGACCGAUGUGAAUGGUCAAAUCCCCAAUUCUAAUAGGGAGGGACCGUCUGAUAUUGAGAUGGCUGGGACCACAGGGGUAUCCCUACCUUCGAACCCGUGUGAUCAUAAAGUAGAGGCGGAAGGAAAGCAGUCUGGUGCUUCGAGUUUGGAGCCUUCUAUAUUUGGAAACCGGACUCGGCCAUUCUUUCAUGUUGACUUGGCGGCUGCAUUGCACAGUGUUGAUGUAUACUUAGCUGCAAAUCCUGAGGAAUAG